This is a messenger RNA of Papaver somniferum (opium poppy), 785 nucleotides long. Its product is annotated as calmodulin-like protein 6. The coding region runs from base 83 to 664 and encodes 193 amino acids. The transcript has a single exon. The record is from RefSeq and is a predicted model, not a curated record. Gene Ontology annotation, molecular function: calcium ion binding. Lineage: Eukaryota; Viridiplantae; Streptophyta; Magnoliopsida; Ranunculales; Papaveraceae.
CUAAAUUCCAUCAUUCGCAUUUUCUCUUCAUUUCAUCUGUAAAAGUCCGGCGUUUUUCUUUGUGUAUUCAUAGACGAUAAACAUGAUCGAUAUCGUCGGCACUUGUUAUCGCUUCAUCGGAGACGUUUUACACGGGUUUCGGGCACAACCAAAUAAAUCAGAUGUCGUCGACAAAAUGGAAGUGGAUCCAAAAGCAGUUUCAAAACCACUGAAUCUGACAAAGUUCGAUGAUUUAGCAGCUCAAGCAUUAACAACUGUGUUUGGAAUGGAUGCUGAAGGAAGAAUUAAGAAAGAACAAGCACGUAAAGUAGUCGAAAAUCUUGGGUUAAUAGGUGGAACGGAUGAAACUAAAAAUUUCGAGCUUCCAGGCAGUUUAGAAGAAGAUCAAGAGUUGAAAGCAGAAGAGAUCGUAGAUGGUUUGGAUGAUGACCAAGAUGGUGUGAGACGUUCCGAGCUGAUGAAAGGAGCAUUUACGGUGUUCGACGAAGACGGAGACGGGUAUAUAGAUGCUACAGAAAUUAAGAGAGUUCUUGAGUGUUUAGGGUUAGCUGAAGGAUGGGAUAUGGAUCAGUUUGAGAAGAUGAUUAAAGCUGUGGAUUUGAAUUUUGAUGGGAAAGUGGAUUUGAGCGAGUUUGAAUUGAUGAUGGGUGCAAAGAUAAUGUGAAAAAACUAAAGAAAAAAUAUUGUAAUUCUCCAAUAAUAAUAUUAAUGUACCUAAUUGUUUUCGUAUUGUCAUAUAUUUUUCAUGAAUGUCAGUGGAAAAUAAUGCAGAUAAUAUUGGAUUA